Phymastichus coffea is the source of this 1304-nucleotide messenger RNA. RefSeq lists its product as uncharacterized. The record is from RefSeq and is a predicted model, not a curated record. Lineage: Eukaryota; Metazoa; Arthropoda; Insecta; Hymenoptera; Eulophidae. The coding region runs from base 84 to 1304 and encodes 406 amino acids. The transcript is spliced from 2 exons.
UUGGGUCACCCCGAACGCGAGUUAAGAAAAUCGCAUUCCUUGGGGCAAGAAAACAGAGCAGCAGCUUGCUUUCAGCAGCGACGAUGACUCGCCGCCACGCCGCGCUGGCAUAUCUGCUAGUCACGUUUGCCGAGUGCACGCGAGCUUUGGGCAUCGGCCAGUCCGUGACAGUGCCGAAAACGUUCGCCGGCUCGCCGGCCGUCGCGCCGGAGCUGUUCCGCGACGGCAGUUUCGCGUUCGCGAGCGUCGAGCGCGGCGAGGACGAGCGAGACGCGCGACUGCGGCCGACGGUGAGCGUCGAGAUCGCCGGCAAGAGGCCGGCCGCGCGCGCCAAGUGCUCGCUGCGGCUGACGCCCGAGCUGGGCGUGGUGGACGUGCGCGUGAGCUCCUUGAGGCGGGCGUCCGAGGACAGGGUGCUGCUGACCGUGGACGAGGAGUUCCGGGCCGGGCAGCGCAAGUCGACCAUCCUCUGGAUCAACGUGCGAGGCUGCAGUUACGGCUUCGCCUACGCCGACUUCCUGCCGAGCAGCCACCUGGUGAUCGCCAGCAACAAUCUGGUUUCGCGCACCAAGUUCCGCGUGUUCGUCGCGGACAGCGGCUUCUGCCGGGCCAGCGCCUGGUGCUCGUUCACCCUGCCGUUCGACGAGGGCGGCCUGGACGCGAGCAACGUGGACCUGCCGUGGCGAGGCUCCCGCAUCGAGUCCAUCGAGGACAUGAACGUCGACUUCUACGCCUACCACUACCGCGACGAGGAGGCCACUUACAAGAUGAUCCUCGGCCCGGCCCAGCCGCCCAAGUACACCAAGGCCGAGCUGCUGUCGCUGAGGAGCGCCGCCUACGGCGAGGUCGCGUCGUCGCAGCUGUCGGUCUGCUGGACGCUGAGGGCGAGCCUCGACAGGGCCGUCAACUGCUCCAAGUUCAACAACUACGGCCGACUGAUGCUCAACAAGACGCUCGCCUUCUCGAGCCCGGUCACGCUGCUCCGCGUGAAGAACACCAAGGACGGGCUCCUCCUGUUCGCGAGCAGGGCCGAGUGCAGGACGACGCGCUGCUCCGACGUGUUCGUCUCGCAGAUCUCGGAGAACGACAAGGCGCCGCGGGCGACCUACCGCGCCUCCAAGCUCGACUGCCCGGCGGGAGUCGGCAGCGUGGUCUUCGACGCCCGCGAGGCGAGCGACAGGUCCAUCGAGAUCGAGUACGUAUGCGCCGGCGACGCCGGCCUGACCUUCGGCGACCUGAGCCUGACGCGGAGCUCCGAGCCGGCGGCGACCGCGCGCUCGCUGGCGAGCAACCCGCGGGAGUAG